AUGAGUUAUACCCCCAUAGAUCCCAAUGUUUUUAACCAGCAGCAGCAGCAAGUUGCCACAGUUUUAUGUUGCAACUGUGGUGUUCCAAUGGAUGGUUCUGCUGGUCUAGUUAUGUGUUAUGAUUGUAUUAAAAUGACAGUUGAUAUUACACAAGGUAUCCCUCGUGAAGCUAACAUCAGUUUCUGUAGGAAUUGUGAGCGAUUUUUGCAACCACCUGGCCAAUGGGUUAGGGCUCAGCUAGAAAGUAGAGAACUAUUAGCAUUGUGUUUACGUAGGUUAAAGGGGUUGACCAAAGUUAGAUUAGUUGAUGCAUCCUUUAUAUGGACAGAACCACACAGUAGAAGAAUUAAAGUAAAAUUGACUGUCCAAGGUGAAGCAAUGGCGAACACAAUUAUUCAACAAACUUUUGAAGUUGAUUAUAUUGUUGUUGCUAUGCAGUGUCCUGAUUGUGCCAGGUCGUACACCACUAAUACUUGGAGGGCUACUGUCCAGAUUAGACAAAAAGUCCCACACAAAAGAACAUUUUUGUAUCUAGAACAGUUGAUUUUAAAACAUAAUGCCCAUGUCGAUACCAUUUCUAUCCAAGAGAGUAAAGAUGGUCUAGAUUUUUUUUAUGGACAAAGAAACCAUGCCACUAAAAUGUUAGAUUUUUUAAACUCUGUUGUUCCAAUUAAAUUCAAAAGAUCUGAAGAAUUAAUUUCUCAAGAUAUCCAUACUGGGUCUUCUACCUACAAAUUUUCUUAUUCUGUAGAAAUUGUUCCAAUCUGCAGGGACGACUUGGUUGUUUUACCUAAAAAAUUGGCUAAAACUUUGGGGAAUAUUUCACAAUUUGUCCUAUGUUCCAAAGUCACAAACACUCUUCAAUUUUUAGACCCAAAAACUUCACAAACGGCCGAGCUAAGCGCACAAGUGUAUUAUCGUUUUCCAUUUGAUUCUCUAGCUGAUACAUCACAAUUGGUUGAAUUUAUUGCCUUAGAUGUUGAUCCAACUGGGGAAGUCAAAGGUAAAAAAGUAUUGGCUGAUAUUACUGUGGCUAGAGCAUCUGAUUUGGGUGUUAAUGAUCAAAUUUAUUACGUAAGAUCACAUUUAGGCGCUAUCAUUCAUCCAGGGGACAGUGUAAUGGGUUAUUUUGUAGCAAACUCCAAUUAUAAUAAUAGUUUAUAUGAUUCUUUGAAUAUAGAUUAUGUCCCUGAUGUUGUUUUGGUUAAAAAAUUAUAUGUUAGAAAGACUAAGAAGAAUAGAAACUGGAAAUUGAAAAGAAUGGCUAAAGAACACAAGGAAAUUGACGCUUCUGUUGAUUACACUUCAAAACAAAAUAAUCAAGAAAUGGAGCGUGCUGAAAAGGAUUAUGAAUUGUUCUUGCAAGAAUUAGAAGAAGAUCAAGAAAUGAGACAAACCAUCAAUUUGUAUAAAAGUCAAAAUACGCAAAGCGCUGUUCCGCAUGAUGAUACUGAAGUUGAUGAAGACGAAGAUGCCCCACAAAUUGAUAUUGAUGAAUUAUUAGAUGAAUUAGAUGAAAUGACUUUGGAAGAUAAAGCAGGAAACGUUUAA
Molecule: messenger RNA, 1551 nt
Organism: Saccharomycodes ludwigii
Lineage: Eukaryota; Fungi; Ascomycota; Saccharomycetes; Saccharomycodales; Saccharomycodaceae
Gene: NMD3
Product: ribosome-binding protein NMD3
Exons: 1
Coding region: 1-1551 (516 amino acids)
Biological process (GO): ribosomal large subunit export from nucleus
Cellular component (GO): cytoplasm; nucleus
Molecular function (GO): ribosomal large subunit binding
Source: RefSeq, a predicted model, not a curated record